Lactuca sativa (garden lettuce) is the source of this 908-nucleotide messenger RNA. NCBI's taxonomy places the organism in Eukaryota, Viridiplantae, Streptophyta, Magnoliopsida, Asterales, Asteraceae. The record is from RefSeq and is a predicted model, not a curated record.
GGUUAGCGAUCCAAUGGCCUCGUACAUCUUCCUUCCAUGCACCAUCACCUCCUCUUCCUAAAUAAAACUACUUCUUUUCAUUCUCUUUCUUCUUUCACUUUCUCUCCAUAAUAACCACUUCCAUCCCCUGAUCCCAAAAACCAAUCCAAAAUCACCAAUCUCCACCGGUGUCGCUACCCUCCACCACUCAUGUCGAUAUCACCGAUCUUCCUUCUCAUAAUAGCCGCCACAGUUCUCAGUAGUCCACUCAAAGCAACGAACACCAGGAAGCUCACCUCCACCGACACAGCAUCUAGCGGAGCACAGGAUGACCAGAUCAAGUGCGGUGGUUGUCCUUGCAACCAGCCUUGCUACACUGCUGCACCACCACCACCACCGCCGCCCAAGAAGCCAUCUCCAACUCCUAGCUUCAACUGCCCUCCACCGCCCUCAUACAUUUACAUAACUGGCCCACCGGGGAAUCUGUAUCCCGUCGACCCUUACUCACACUCAUCGGCCAACCGCCGCGUCUUGGUGGUUCCUCCGCUUCUUGUUCUCGUUGGAUUACUGGGUAUGCUUGCUUUUUAGUAAACUCCAUAGAAUCAGUCUCGGAAAUUUGAGGCAAAGGGACACCGAAGAUGGAGAUUCUGAUUCCAGGAGAGAAAAGAAAGCUUUUUUUUUUUUUUGUGAAUUACAGUCACAACUUAUUUUCUAAAAAAUAAAACUAUUUAUAAUAAUUACGAAAUAAUUAUAUAGUUUUUUACGUUCUUUUAUACUUUUGGUUAUUUAUUAAUUCUACGUGAAUAGGGUUAUAUAUCUAAUCCUAAAGUCGAUGAUCACUUUCGUCUUCGUAUAGUCAAAGUGUCUUCUUAUAAGUAACAAUUGAAAAUAAUUUAUCUGUGUUUACUGUUAUGAUGUUUCAUUGAUUA